AUGUUAGAUCCAUUUCGACUAAACUUGCCUCUAACCAAAACUCCGGAAUUUCUCAAAAAGAUUGCAGACAUCAUUAAGCAAGACUAUCCAUGUCCCAAUCAACGAAAAACGCCUGAUUUCACGGUGAACACAAAUACCUUGACGCCUCCCGAAGCAACUAAGACUGUUGAGAAACCAAAGGCUAUGAACUUCCCAAUCUCCAAGAUCACCAUUGGUGAAUGGACCAGCGUGAUGGUCUACCCGGAUGAUCUUGUGGCCAAGUUCUAUUUUGCAAGGAAGCAACUUAUGUGGGAGAUUCUCGACAGUGUAGAAACUAGAACAGAAACACAUGUCGCGAAGCUGAAGAGAAAGAUCGAGAUCCAAUGGGAUGAUGUCUUGUCUUUUAGAGCAACUUUUCAUCCACAUGAUAAAACCGGAACGUUCGAAGUGGAGUUGGGAAAACGUCCAACGUUCUUCAUAGAGACUAAUCCACAGGCAGGAAAACACACUAAGUGGAAACAGAUGGAGCAAGAUUUCACCCAAGACCAGUCUGCUUCUAGAUGCAGGAGACAUACACUUUAUUUUGCUCCUGGAGUUUUGCAAAAGAACUUGGAGAAGCUUGUGUCCGGCGAUAGCUUCUGGUCAGAUCUCGCCAAAGUCAAGUUCCCAACUCUACCACAAUCUCUUUACUUCGACAUUGGCGAUGGAAACAGCAACAACAAUAAUCGCUUGUUCGGAGGCAGGAGCCACAUGAGAAACACAGGGGAGUUCCUUGGGACACAAACAAACUUGAUGACUGGCUAUGGAAACAGCAGUAACAACAACAGCGAUUCUCAAGGAUCUGGUCGCGUGGAAGUGGGAGAUAGCACUAAAACAGAUACACGGGAUGGUGAUGGGAGGCACAUGGGCGUAAUCGCUGAUGACAAUAGGAGUGAGGAGGUUCUUGGGGCACAAGGCAUGGAACAAGUUCGAAACACAGGAGGCGAUUCAAUAAGGGGAGAGAGAGAAUCCUGA
Molecule: messenger RNA, 993 nt
Organism: Thlaspi arvense
Lineage: Eukaryota; Viridiplantae; Streptophyta; Magnoliopsida; Brassicales; Brassicaceae
Source: the annotation of a GenBank genome assembly